AUGGGCGGUCUCUCAACCGGCGCUGAGCGCGAUGGUCGCGGGCCUAAUCCGAACAACAUUGGAAACGAUGUAACCGAGACGACACGACUGUUAGAUGGCGCGACCAGCAAUGCCACGAGUGUUGGACCUAGGUAUACCUGGGCGGGAGCGGAGGACUUCGAUGGCCAUCCGUGGUGGCGCAAGCCCUCUGUUUACUGGCUGGUCGGGCCUUUCUUCCUUUAUACACUUGCCUUUGGCGGUAUCAUAGUACCAAAGCUCAAUUUAAUCAUCAGCUUGAUUUGCCGAGAAUACUUCGCCGACCAGACCUCCAAAAACCCUGGCCUGGUUUUCCCACCCGUAAUUCUUGGUGGGAAUAACGAAGAAUGCCAGAUCUCACCAGUCCAGAAGACCGCCACGAAGAUGACGCUGGUGAUGAACCUUGCGGUCGGGUUGCUGAGUGCUAUUUCGGCGCCCAAACUCGGGCAUUUGUCCGACAGGUAUGGCCGAGCCAAGUGGCUGGCUCUCUCGUCUUGUGGAGGCAUCAUUGGCGAGAUUAUUACAAUUGUUGCGGCGAAAUUCCCGGACGUUGUUGACUAUAGGUGGAUAAUACUCGGAUCGGUCUUUGAUGGACUCACCGGCUCGUUCACUGCAGGGACUAUCCUUGGCCAGUCAUACGCCAGCGACUGCACUCCGCCUUCGAAGAGAAGUGUGGCUAUCGGAUAUCUACACGCCUGCCUCUUCACUGGUCUUGCGCUUGGCCCAAUCCUGUCGGCCAAAUUUAUCAAACAUACCGGAAACGAGCUUGUCUCUAUAUUCUACGUGGCUCUCGGCUGCCACGUUUUCUUCGUCUUGUUCGUUUUAUUCGUCCUUCCAGAAUCUGUAUCGAAGAGGCGACAGCUUCUCAGUCGAGAGAAGUACUCGAAGGAACUCGAGGCGCGAGGGGAGGACAAUAGCUGGCUGAGCUCACUACGUCAUCGAAAUCCGUUUGCGCCACUUAGGAUACUGUACAACAAGCAUCCCAGUGCGACGUCGCGGUUCCGCCGCAACAUUAUUUCACUGGCUCUCGUGGACAUGGUCCUCCUCGGAGCCGCCAUGGGCGCAGGGACGGUCAUUAUCCUGUACAGCGAGUACGUGUUCAAGUGGGACAAUUACAGGAGCUCUCAAUUCGUGUCGCUUGUGUCUACUGUGCGAGCCUUUGUUCUCAUGGCGAUUCUCCCUCUCAUCAAUUACAUCUUCCGAACUCGCCCGGCCGCCCGCCGGCGACGCCUCUUCCCCGGUCGGGUUGUUGAAACCAACAAGGGCUGCGAUGAGUUGGACAUCUGGCUCAUCAGGACGGCACUAAUCUCCGAUGUCCUUGGUGCCACGGGUUACUUCUUCGCGAGCACCGAGCCUCUCUUUGUUCUCAGUGGUAUAGUCACAGCUUUCGGCGGUCUCGGUAGCGCGACGAUUCAAGCGGCGAUUACGAAGCAUGUACCGCCGGAAAAGGUCGGACAGCUUCUCGGCGCCGUUGGACUCUUGCACGGAUUAGCUAGGGUGGCGGCGCCACUCGCAUUCAACGGACUGUACCAUGCGACUCUCGACACAUACCCUCAGGCCAUUUUUAUCCUGUUGGCGGCUCUCUUUAGCGUUUCGCUGGCGGCGAGUCUGAUCGUCAAACCUCAUAUCUACGUGAGGGACGAUGCACUUCCGCCGUCUCCAGCACCUCGGCCAACUACGUCGGACUCGGCGUUGGAGGAAGAGCUUCUCAUCUGA
This is a messenger RNA of Scedosporium apiospermum, 1731 nucleotides long. RefSeq lists its product as uncharacterized. Lineage: Eukaryota; Fungi; Ascomycota; Sordariomycetes; Microascales; Microascaceae. Gene Ontology annotation, biological process: transmembrane transport. The transcript is spliced from 4 exons. Gene Ontology annotation, molecular function: transmembrane transporter activity. Bases 1 to 1731 code for a protein of 576 amino acids. The record is from RefSeq and is a predicted model, not a curated record. Gene Ontology annotation, cellular component: membrane.